Amphibalanus amphitrite is the source of this 1422-nucleotide messenger RNA. RefSeq lists its product as uncharacterized. NCBI's taxonomy places the organism in Eukaryota, Metazoa, Arthropoda, Thecostraca, Balanomorpha, Balanidae. The coding region runs from base 249 to 932 and encodes 227 amino acids. The transcript is spliced from 4 exons. The record is from RefSeq and is a predicted model, not a curated record.
GGGUGCAUCGUAAUCAAGACGUUACGUACUAUCCACUGACCAAGUUUGGUCCGAAUCGUAGGGGCUCACCUGAUUCCGAAUCUUAGAUUAUAGAUUAGGAUUCACUUACAUCUAACUUGACGACCGUGAGGCGCGCAGGGUGUAAACAACAAGAGCUGAAGUGGCAGCAGUCGAUACCAAUUAAUAUUUUCAUUUCAUUUUUUGCCUGAUUGAUUUGACAAUUGCCUCAUCUGUCUGUAAAAAGCGGGAUGCCGCCGGAGCCGCCGCGGCCGCUGUCCCCCGUUGACGAUGACGGCGAUGACGGGAUGACGCCGCCGUCACCGGAGAGGGACGGCUACCGGCUGUUGGACGCCGCCGGCCGCGCAGAGGACGGCGCGCUGCCCGUGCCCGACGGCCUCAGCUCAGACGAUGACGCCAGUGACGCCGACGCUGCCGAUGAUGACGACGAGCCUCAGUCGGUGGCUGACCUGAUGGCGGCCCUGGAGCGGCACGGGGUCAACACCGUGGAGACGACCGAUGACCCGGCUGGUGACCUGCCCGACCCCUGCGCUGACCUGGUCAGUGAGGGCGCUCCGGCCGCUGCCGCCCCCAGGACCAAGGAGUCCGACCCCAGCCAGUGGCCCGAGGAAGCGAUGGAGGCGGAGCGGCAGCGGCAGAAGCAGGCGGCCCAGGAGCGGCUGGCCCUGUUCUCCACCCCACCCCGCUCCGGCCGCUCGGACGGCCCGCUCGGAGCCGACCAGGCCGAGGCCGUGCGGCGGGCCAUGCGCUCGGUGCGUCUGCCGGGGGCCGAGCGGUGGGCCAGCGGCCUGUCCGACCAGCAGUGGCGCCGGGAGCUGGACAGGGUGCUCGGACGGACGGACGGGGACGGCGCGGCGGCGUGCGGUGAGGGCGAGGGGACAGGGGAGGGCCGGGAGGACGAGCGGGGGUCGUGACCGGAGGACGUGGUGGGGGUGGUGAUUGGGGAGGGGGACUGUAUUAAACUGCGUGUUAAGACGUUUGCUAACUGCUGACGGCUGCGGCUGGUCGUCUGAGGUCGGAGGGUGAAGACUGAAGAGAGAAGGAGUAGGGAAAGGGAAGAAAAAACAUCGAGAAUUCGGAGCAGGGGUGUUGAUGGGUGGGAGACAAGACCGAGACGAUCGUGUAAUAUCCGCCUAUCGGAGCUGAUAUUGAUACUGCUAUUCAUGUAAGUAAUGUCAUUAUUCGUUCCCAAGAUGGCUAAUGUGAUAAGGACGUUUCUUUUCUAUGUUCGUCUGUAAAUCGGACGCCCCAUCUAGCGUCUACUGUAAUAGACCGUUCUGCGGGCGGGAUGUCGUUCCAAGGCGACAAAGUUGGUUAUCGGCUUAGGGAAGGUCAUAUCCACAGAUAACAGAAGUACUACUGUUAUCUGUGUCAUAUCUUAUAAAUAUAACCUCGCUUUGCAUA